Molecule: messenger RNA, 1496 nt
Organism: Hydractinia symbiolongicarpus
Lineage: Eukaryota; Metazoa; Cnidaria; Hydrozoa; Anthoathecata; Hydractiniidae
Product: zinc finger protein 830-like
Exons: 10
Coding region: 246-1211 (321 amino acids)
Biological process (GO): nuclear DNA replication; mitotic DNA damage checkpoint signaling; mitotic DNA replication checkpoint signaling
Cellular component (GO): spliceosomal complex; nucleus
Molecular function (GO): zinc ion binding; nucleic acid binding
Source: RefSeq, a predicted model, not a curated record
UUAAGUCUAACCACCAAUAACUUGAACAUUCGCAACUUCUAACAAUUUUAGCAGUCCCCUGUUGCAAACUGUCCCCUGAUUACCCAAACGCUAGUGCGCAGGAGUAAAAAUGUCGCCGAUCCUCAAAAGUCGAUAUCAAGAGUACAUGUCCGUAUACAUGAAGUUUUUUUGACCUAAUAAUGUUCAUCAGGAUUACUUUAACUUAAAAAAAAUUCAGGCAUUCUGAUAUUUAAAGGUAAUACAAGAUGGCGGCCAAGUCGCAGGAGUUACGAAAAUUAAUGAGGCAGCAAAAGAAUACCAAAAAGAAGAUAAAACACCCCCUUGCAAAAUACAAUAACUUAGACCAACUAGUUUGCAUAAUUUGUAAUUCAGUAAUCAAGAAUGAAAUUGUUUGGAAUGCCCAUUUGCAAAGUAAAAGGCACAAAGAGAAUGUUUCUGCUUUAAAGAAUAAACAGUUCACUCCACAACAACCAAUUAGUAAACCACAGCCAGAAGCAAAAUCAAAACCAAAACCUAUACUAAAGAGUAUCCUCAAAAAAGACAGGCCUGAUCAAUGUUCAAAUAAUAAAACAAUUCCUAAUGGCAAUGUGCCCCCAGACUUUUUUGAUGAUAGUGUAAACAACAGAACUAAUGUUGCCCACGCUGAAAACUUACAGACCGAAAACUCACAGACCGAAAACUCAAUAAACAAUAGCGAAAACAAUACUGCUGCCCCUCCUGACAAAGAUGCACUGCCCUCAGAUUUCUUUGACGAGAAGUCAUCUAGUACUUCAAAAAGUAAAGAAGAGACAGACGAAAAAAAUAAUCCAAGAAAAAGAAAAGCUAGUUCAACCUCAGAACAGCUACCUGAAGGAUUUUUUGAUGACCCAAAGCAAGACGCAAAGGCUCGAAAUGUGGAAUUUAAGGAUCCACAAGAUGAAGAGUGGGAAAAGUUUCAAAAAAUGAUACAAGAAGAAACCAAAAUUUCUGAAACAAUACAAGAUGAGGAGGAUGAAGAAGCUGAAAUGUUGAAAGAUAUGGCUGAGCUUAAUAACAUGAAGUCAUGCCUAUCACGUGUGGAAAAGCUUAAGAAACUUGUCAAAAAGAGUAAUCGUGCCAAGUUAGAGAAAAAUAAAAAGGAAAUAUUAGAACAGAAUGAAGACAUUGAUGGCUCAGAUGAUUCUGAUGAAGAUUUAAAUAACAUUUUUGAUUGGAGAGCAAAAAUGGCAUAAAACGUUAUUCUAGAUGUAGUUGCACUGAUGACUUCUUGAGGAGGUCAAUUAAACCAUUAGUGAUUAUGCUAACAUUGUAAUGGUUAUAAACCCUAAUGAACUUCAUGGAAAUGAUGUAAUGUAAGAAAAUGAUGUUGCCAAAAAAGAAUAUCCAUUCAAACAAUCUUAAUUUUACACAUGUGAGGUCUUAACAGAAGUUUACUUACUUAUGUACAUGCGUUUGAGAAAAUAGUGUUUUGGAAACACAUUUUCUGUCAGCUUUAUCAAAAAAACGUGAUAAAAACA